Halteromyces radiatus is the source of this 1353-nucleotide messenger RNA. RefSeq lists its product as uncharacterized. Gene Ontology annotation, molecular function: protein binding; phosphatidylinositol binding. NCBI's taxonomy places the organism in Eukaryota, Fungi, Mucoromycota, Mucoromycetes, Mucorales, Cunninghamellaceae. The record is from RefSeq and is a predicted model, not a curated record. Bases 1 to 1353 code for a protein of 450 amino acids. The transcript is spliced from 6 exons.
AUGAUUCAUACCAAAGAAAAAGUUAAACCUCCACGAAGUCUUCGAACGGCACGACUAUCUGUAGUAAAAAAUAAAAUAUCCACUCCUGUUAGUAUUCCAACCCCUCAAAAAGUUGCUGCCAUUGCAACUCCAAAAAAAGUCAUCAAGGCUCUUUACGAUUAUCAAGCACAAAGUCCCUUAGAAUUAUCUUUUAACCGAGGUGAUUUCUUUCAUGUCACUGGUAGAGAAAACGAUACUCAUUGGUAUGAAGCUUGUAACCCUGUCUCCAAUUCUCGUGGUGUUGUCCCUGUAAGUUAUUUUCAAGUAUUGGAGAAAAACGAACGAAAUACGAACGAACCUCCUCUUUCUACAACAACCACUGCUGCUAGUAUGAACAAAAAGAUGCAACCAUUGUAUGGAAUUGUUUUAUAUGACUUUCAAGCUGAACGAUCGGAUGAAUUGGAUGCAAAGGCUGGUGAACCUAUUAUAGUGAUUGCUCAAUCGAAUUUAGAAUGGUUUGUGGCAAAACCCAUUGGACGACUAGGCGGGCCUGGAUUGAUUCCAGUGUCUUUUGUGGAAAUCAGAGAUGCUGUAACUGGACGUACAAUCAAUAAUGUUGGUGACUUGAUGCAAACUUCGGCUGCUCCUAUUCCCAAGGUAGAAGAAUGGAAGAAAAUGACUCAAGGUUAUGAAGCUACAAGUAUUCCUUUAGAUAAGUAUGAACCAAUGGUAGUCUCAGCAUGUAUGGAUUCUUAUAUCUUGGAAGGUGAUCAAUAUUGGUUCAUUGUCUAUGCUCGACUCAACAAUGACUUUUAUGAUUUUCAAAUCAAUUUACUUCAUGAAUUUCCCAAUGAAGCUGGCAAAGAAGAUCGUGAAAGGAUAUUACCAUAUAUGCCUGGACCCUUAACCCACGUGAAUGAAGAAGUGACAGCUGAACGACAACAUGAUUUGGAUAAAUAUUGUCAAGAACUAUUGAAUUUGCCACCUUAUUUAUCAGAAUGUUCUCUUGUACAGCAUCAAUUAUUUGGUAUUCAUGAAGGUGAUGUGGAAACAGAUCAAGACCCACAAACACUACCCAUGACAACACAAACAACACAAACUAGUACUAUGACCAAUUCGGGAACAAUUAAAGUCAAGAUUAUACACAAGGAUGAUAUCAUUGCCAUCAAGGUACCUACCAAUUGUACUCUAGGUGUAUUACAAUCGAAAAUCGCAGAUCGACUUGGAUUUGAAGUUAAAUUACAAUACAAGGCGGAAUCUAGUAAGGAUCGAUUACCUUUGGAAACUGAAUUAGAUAUGGAAGAAGCCUUUACCAUGUCUAUCAAGUUGGGCAAGUUGACGGUUUAUGCUGAUGAAGAUCAAGGAAAUAGUUAG